AUCGCCUGUCGUCAUCAUAAACAAUUCAAUCUGUCAAAAAGUCGCGAUGUUAUUUUUAUUUAACUUACACAUAUUCUAGCUAAUUAUCGUAGGAAAUUUGCAUCACAUCGUCAUUGUUAUCUGUUGCGCGAAGUUAAAUCGUCAGAUUUCAGGUAGAUUUCGUGAAAAUGUCGGUAAUCGGUCAGUAAUCGUCCCAUGUGCAAGCGGUGAAUUAGCAUAGUGAAAUUCCGGAAAAGCCGACACAAAAUGGGGAAAUCGACAUCGGAUAAAUCAUUAAAACUGGAAUCUUACAUAACGCGGCGCAAGCUAAACCCGAAUAAAGAGGAUAACGAGAAAAAGAAGCGAAAAGAUUCGAUUCGAAAGAUAUCUCUGAUCCUGCAAAAAGGCGAAACAUCUCGAACACCAGAAGAACUUCGACUUCUUGAAUCUUUUUCGGAUAUAGUUCGUGCUAUCUCAAAACGAAAAGCUCGCAACCAACUGUACAAAGAUCGUGUCAUUGAAAAGGAGGAUCCCAUUGAAGUUAUUGAAAGAAAGUCUGAACGUUUAGCUCAAAUAAUUUCGCGAGCUAAACAUCUGGUUUGCUACACGGGCGCUGGCAUUAGUACUUCUGCUAAGAUACCAGAUUAUCGUGGCAGUCAAGGUAUUUGGACACUUCUACAACAAGGAAAAGAGAUUGGGAAACAUGACCUGUCGCUUGCCGACCCAACCUAUACACAUAUGGCACUGUACGAAUUACACCGAAGAAAGAUGCUGCGAUUUGUAGUCUCUCAAAAUUGCGAUGGGUUACACUUGAGGGCGGGACUCCCGAAAGCUUCCCUGUCAGAAGUGCACGGGAACAUGUAUGUGGAGGUUUGCAAAAAUUGUAAGCCAAAUGUGGAAUACUGGAGGCUGUUCGACACGACCGAGCUAACAGCGAGAUUCUACCACAACACGAACCGUCGAUGUCACAUUUGUAGUAAACCUUUGAGCGAUACUAUAGUUCAUUUUGGUGAAAGGGGCAACUUAAAAUGGCCUCUCAAUUGGGCCGGGGCUUGUGCUCACUCUGAGAAGGCUGAUGUCAUCUUAUGUAUAGGAUCGAGUUUAAAGGUCCUCAAAAAAUACUCGUGGCUCUGGCAAAUGGAUAGGCCACUGAAGAAGCGCGCGAAACUUUGUGUAGUUAAUUUACAGUGGACACCGAAAGACAAACUCGCUACUCUUAAAAUCAACGGAAAAUGCGACGAUGUGAUGAAACUAGUUAUGAAGUACUUGAACAUUAAAGUCCCCGAUUAUAACCGCGGCAAAGAUCCAAUUUUUUCCCAUGCGAGUCUCCUUUGCCCCGAGGAACUGCAUACAGUUUCGCAGCCAAUGCUCAAGAAGAUAAAAAAAGAGGAAGAGGAAGAAGAGGAGCCAUCGUGUGAGGAAAACGACAAUGUUUUACCGGCAUUUAGUAGUAGUGACACUGAGUCGAGGAGCGCUGGGGACUCUGAAAAUAGUAGUACUCCUAAAAAAUGUUUUAUAACUGAUCAGAAAGAAAAUACUGAAGACUUGAGGAAGAAAUCGUUAACACCGAUCAAAAAACCGGUCCCAAGCCCGUUGAAGAACUUACCAAUUAAAACCGUUCCUUAUGUUAAGACUAGUUUAAAUUCAAAGCAUUUAAUUUUGGCGGAAGCUGAAAAGUCCUCGUCGAGUGAGGAAGAUGAAUCAGACUGUGAAGGUGUUCGUGAAAAAGAUGAUCUCAAGAGUGAUUCAGACGUGCCAACGGAUAAACGGGUAGCAAGCCGUACUACAUUGAACGAAAGCCAAGUUGAAGAAGGAAAGAAUAAGUGCACGGAUCAGAAUAAAUCAACCAAGCUACAAUCGGGCGAGCGAACCCAGGAAGAAUUUAAAGCCUCUCUUCAUACCACUGAAGCAGAUUCUGCGCAGAAAUUUCAAUUUCAGGGAAAUGGUAUUGAAAAAAAUAGUUUGGCGAGACAUUCCGCGCCAGUCCCUACAAUAAGCUUGCAAGAUCCAGUUCAAAAUGGUUGUGAUAUUGAAUCUUACCCAGUUUCAAAUAGCCCCCGAGAGAAAUGUUACAAACUCGAAAAUACUCAGGUGGACAUUACGAAAGCUAAUAUUAACGAUUCCGCCCCCAAUUGUCCCCCAUCGGAAACAGAGACCAACGAAUCGAAACCGAAAACAACUGAUACACAAGCGCAGCCUUUAGAUAGUGAAAUAAUUCGAAAAACAGAUUUGACGAACAGUAUUAGUCCUAAGGUAGUAGAAGAUAGAAAUCGUGCAAACUGUGAUACCUUCAACGGAACACCAAGCAUGGAUAAAAAGCAUUUUAAUUCGAAUGAUCAAUUGACAAACGAGGUAACAGCGAUAAAAACAGAAGUAACUGAUGCGUUAACAAGUGCUUUCUCCAUGCUUCAAAAACAAAGUGAUCCACUUAAGAGUGGCAUUAGCAGCAUGACCAGAUUGAAUCAGAGACAGUUAUAUGGAAUCAAUACCUUGGAUUUAGCCCAAUUGGCGAGUUCUGAAGAUUAUUAUCGUAAUUUUUUAGAAUACUGCCGAGCGGUAGAGCAGAGGUUGCCCUAUUGGUACGACGUAGGCUAUGCCUAUUCUGGACUACAUAGCAUUAUUCAGCCUCCACCUCCCGAAAUCGAUCUGUGGAGUUCGAGAAUAGUGCCAAUUUUCAAUAUGAAUAAAAGCGAGGCCGAAUGCGAGUUCUGUUUCGAAAACUACGCAGAGUUCAAAUGCCAAUUCUAUCCUAAAUUUAAUCCAGAAUUUGCCAUUAAAAACUAUCGUAACAAUAAACUGGUCGUAUGUGAGUGUUGCGAUUACACUGAUGAUGAAGAGGAUGAGAAUGCAGAAAAUUUGGAUGAUACUAAGCCUGAUUUAAACGUCGGGAAUGCGAAGAAGUGCGAAAAACGUGCCAAACUCGAUAUGCAAAUACUUAAAGAACCAGCGAAAAUCCAAGCGGGAUGGUACGGGAAAGGUUAUAGGAAGAACUUCCGCAAGCGAAAGCGGUAAUUGGUCUAUUGCCUUUUUAGUAUUGUGUAAUUUCAAUUUCUAGAUUAUAUACGUAAAUUGUAAUUAUUGAUAAGUUAAUUUAACAUUUUUUGUAUUUGAUUUCGAUGCGAGAUUUUAUCGAUAUUUAGUAGUUAUUAAGUAUAAAAUUCAAUAAAUAGAAUGAUUUUUGUGUA
Hermetia illucens (black soldier fly) is the source of this 3164-nucleotide messenger RNA. It is a transcript of the gene Sirt7, whose product is annotated as NAD-dependent protein deacetylase Sirt7. Lineage: Eukaryota; Metazoa; Arthropoda; Insecta; Diptera; Stratiomyidae. The record is from RefSeq and is a predicted model, not a curated record. The transcript has 2 exons. Gene Ontology annotation, molecular function: NAD+ binding; protein binding. Bases 247 to 2991 code for a protein of 914 amino acids.